UCUCUCUCUCUCUCUCUCUCUCUUUCUCCUCCAGCCUUCAAACAUCUCGAGACAUAAAUUGUACAAAAUGGAACCAAAUCUACCAGUGAUGGCCAAGAGACUAUGGAGCAUAGUACGUGUAGUGUUCUUCAUGUUGAGAAAGGGCAUAUCAAAGCGUAAACUAAUGCUUGAUCUCAACAUGAUGAUGAAACGUGGCAAGAUCGCAGGGAAGGCCAUACACAACCUCAUGUUCCACCACCACAGCUGGUCCACUUCCCAUUGCCGCUCGCCCGACCGCCACGUGUCCAUCGCAACAGCACCACUUGAGUUCGAGUUCAGCUGCAGUAACAGCCCAGCAUUCCCCUUCCACGUCAGCAAGCGCAAACACCACCACAACAACCACCACUCUCACUUCUUCGCGUGUGCUCACGCGCCGCCCACCGACGACGACAUGGCCACAGCCAACGCAGUGAAAAGGGUGCUGGAAAUGCUGAACAGCGAGGCUGCGUCACCGGCGCUGCCGGGGUUUGGGCGGAGCCCGGCGGUGAGGCAGCUGAGGAUAACGGACUCGCCGUUCCCUUUAGGGGACGUGGAAUACGAUCGCCACGUGGACGAAGCAGCAGAGGAGUUCAUAGUGAAGUUCUAUAAUGAAUUGAGGAAGCAGAACGCAAUGGCUCCGUUGGGGUGGCGUUGAAAAAAAUUCCAGCGAGUGUGUCAGAUUCCGACGCGCCAAAUCUCAUGUUUUUGGACAGUGGUGGCCUUUGGGUCAUAUUGUUCGAUCAUGACAAUAAUUAAGGGUUGCAUGAGCUUUCAUUGUUUUUGAUCUCUUGGUAAAGGUUGCAUGGAUUAAGAGCUGUAAAUGAUGUAUUAUGUUGCAAAGUUUUUAAAAUUUCCACGUGUUUAAUGUGUUGUGCCACCUAAUUAUUUGUAUUUAAUGAACAAUUUCAAUAAAA
Messenger RNA from Cornus florida, 932 nucleotides. RefSeq lists its product as uncharacterized. NCBI's taxonomy places the organism in Eukaryota, Viridiplantae, Streptophyta, Magnoliopsida, Cornales, Cornaceae. The transcript has a single exon. The coding region runs from base 68 to 673 and encodes 201 amino acids. The record is from RefSeq and is a predicted model, not a curated record.